GGAUCAAGCUCCAAACACGGCGAACAAGACACCUACACUAACGAUGGCGGAGGAGAGCAAGCUGGACUUUUCAUGGCUUCCCCAGGGAACGGAAGCGCUAGCUGAUGGCGAGUACGAUGUGAUCGUACUGGGAACGGGCCUGAAGGAAUGCAUCCUCAGUGGAUUGCUGGCUGUGAAUGGGAAGAAGGUGCUCGUGGUGGAUCGCAACCCGUACUACGGCGGUGAGUGCGCGUCUCCCAACCUCACGAACCUGUACAAGAAGUUUAAGCCCGACCAGGAGCCACGCACCGAUCUGGGCGCCGACCGCGACUACAACGUGGAUCUUGUGCCCAAGUUCAUCAUGGCCUGCGGUAAACUCGUCAAGAUGCUGCUGCACACCAAGGUGACGCGUUAUCUCGAGUUCAAGAACGUGGACGGUAGCUACGUUGUCAAGGGUGGACGUACCUACAAGGUUCCUGCCACGGGCGAGGAGGCACUGCGCUCGUCGCUUAUGGGGAUGUUCGAGAAGCGAAAGUUCCGCAAGCUCAUAAUGUACAUCUACAACUACGAGGAGAACGAUCCCACGACGUACGAGGGCAUGGAUCUGUUCACUCAGCCCAUGAGUGAGCUCUUCGAGAAAUACGGUGUGGACGCCAACACGCAGAGCUUCAUGGGUCACGCUAUGGCCCUCAUGCGCGACGAGUCGUACCACAAGCGCCCCGCCAUUGAGACGGUGCGCGCCAUCAAGUUGUACGCGUACUCGCUGGAGCGCUACGGCAAGUCCCCGUACAUCUACCCUCUGUACGGUCUGGGCGGCUUGCCCGAGAGCUUCUCGCGUCUCUGUGCUAUCAACGGCGGCACGUUCAUGCUCAACCGAGGAGUGGAUGAGAUCUUGUCCGACAAGGACGGCCAGGCUUGGGGUAUUAAGUGCGACAACGAAGUGGCCAAGGCCAAGCUGGUGAUUGGAGACCCGUCGUACUUCCCCGAGCAGAAGGUGCGCAAGACUGGCGUGGCUGUGCGCUCCAUCUUCAUUCUGAACCACCCGGUCCCCAACUCGAACGACGCCGAGUCACUGCAGAUCAUUAUUCCUGCCGCCCAAGCCAACCGCAACAACGACAUCUACGUUGCUGUGGUGUCGUCUACCCACUGCGUCGCACCGCAGGGCAUUUAUAUCGCCAUUGUGAGUACGCUGGCCGAGACGUCGGUGCCCCUGCAGGAGUUGGAGCCUGGUGUUAAGCUUUUGGGCCCGUACCUGGAGCGCUUCGACGCCAUCACGGACAUGUUCGAGCCCGUAUCGGACGGCAAGGAGGAUAACUGCUUCAUCAGUUCUUCGUACGACCCCACGAGCCACUUCGAGACCACGUCGGAGGACGUGCUGGACUUGUACAAGCGCAUCACAGGCGAAGAUCUCGACAUGAACAUCAACGCCGACUCGACCGAUGUGGAUCAGUGAAAGACAGAGCUGAGUGAACAGGAGGUUGGGUGGGAAGCGAGAGCUGUGUAGUUGCACGCAACAAAUCGAUAUAUCAACCAAGCUGCUUGGGUUUCUUU
Molecule: messenger RNA, 1530 nt
Organism: Phytophthora infestans T30-4
Lineage: Eukaryota; Oomycota; Peronosporomycetes; Peronosporales; Peronosporaceae
Product: rab GDP dissociation inhibitor alpha
Exons: 1
Coding region: 44-1432 (462 amino acids)
Biological process (GO): vesicle-mediated transport; protein transport; small GTPase-mediated signal transduction
Cellular component (GO): cytoplasm
Molecular function (GO): Rab GDP-dissociation inhibitor activity
Source: RefSeq, a predicted model, not a curated record